AUGACGCAAGUGCACACGGAUCCCCUGGGCACGGCCGCCUGGAAUGCUGUGACGCACGGCGUCAAGCGCUGGGUGCUCUUCGAGCCCCACGAGACCAAGAAGCGCGUGAAAGGAAAGGAUUUAUUGAAAAGCGGAGAGGAUGAUGAGGCCAUCAUGUACUUCGACUUCAUCCUUCCGCGGAUCAAGCGGGCCUAUCCCGACCUGAAGAUUUACGAGGGCUUGCAGAAGCCCGGGGACGUGAUUUUUGUGCCGGGCGAGUGGUGGCACGGAGUGCUCAACCUGGAGGACACAGUGGCAGUGACGCAGAACUACUGCGGGCCGGACAACUUCGAUCUGGUGUGGACGAAAACCAGAAGAGAGCGAGAGAAGGUGGCCUGGUUGUGGCUUCGGAACAUGAGGAGGUAUUCACCGCUUUACCAGCGAGCCAUGGAGCUGAACAGAAGAGACGGCUUCAAGAUGAGGCAUGAGAGGCCUGCUGGGGAGCGGCUCUCAGAUGCCAGUUCCUCCAGCAGCGAAUCCUCCAGCGACUCCUCCAGCGAUGAAGCUGUGGACUUGGAUCCUGCGGGCUUGCAGGAGGCGGUUCCUGAUGCUUUCACUCAGUUGGGUGCUGCACGCUUUCAGCAUCAGGGGAAACAUGCGAUGGAUCUGGUGACGAGCGCCCGCAACUCGACCAUUCCCGGCGGAAGAGGCAGAGAAUCAGCGCUUUGCAAGCGACGCCGUGUUCAGAAUGAGGAGUCCAAAGACUGA
Molecule: messenger RNA, 747 nt
Organism: Effrenium voratum
Lineage: Eukaryota; Dinophyceae; Suessiales; Symbiodiniaceae
Source: the annotation of a GenBank genome assembly